Melampsora larici-populina 98AG31 is the source of this 1809-nucleotide messenger RNA. RefSeq lists its product as uncharacterized. The transcript has 6 exons. NCBI's taxonomy places the organism in Eukaryota, Fungi, Basidiomycota, Pucciniomycetes, Pucciniales, Melampsoraceae. The record is from RefSeq and is a predicted model, not a curated record. Bases 1 to 1809 code for a protein of 602 amino acids.
AUGGCUCGAAUCACAAGAUCAGGAGCAAAACAUAAGUCGCCACCAUCUUCUCAACCAGCACCACCCAAUCCUCAACCACCUUCUUCUCAACAACCUCAAGCUUUGACCACCCAGCAAGCACAUGCCCCUCCUUGUCCUUCACCUGACUUACCUUCCCCCAAUUGUGCCUUACGGCCUCAUUUGCCUCGACAAACAUCCUCUUCUGCAACUCAGCGCAGACAACCAACUCCUUCCCAUAAUGGAUCUCCUCCGGCUCAGUCUCAACGCAGCAAACGUAGUACUUGUCGACUAACACAACCAUUAGCUUCAGUCAAUAACGCCAACAUGAGCUCUGAAGAAUCUGAUGACCGGGAUGAAGACUAUCAAGGAGGCUCUUCUGAUACAGAGCCAGAAGAAUCUAUUGGCGUGAUCGACAAUCAAACCGGUGCAAGAAAUGACAAAAGACAAGGAAAACAUGUACUAUCAUUGAUAUCAACAUUGGCUACAACUUCAAACGAGCGUGCCAAACGUCUUAGAAUUCACAAUCCCGCCAAUGAGACUGAAAGAACCAAAGACGCAUUACACUUUGAAACCACCAUGCCAACGAUUAAAAAUUACAAGGAACUUGUUGAUGAUUGGCCUGAAUACAAAAUCACGGCUGAAAUACGUGCUAUGAUGGGUAACGUGUCUCGUUAUACCCUCAACAAGUCAAUUGGCGAGUUAGGUGGAGAACGAGGUGAUGAUGCUUACCAUCUCUGGAUGAGUUAUUCUAAGGAAGGGGGCAAACCCAAGAUGUCUCACAGAGGACAAACCGGUGUUUUGUCUAAUUGUAACAAGGUGGUUGGAGCAUUAUGGACUGCGCUUCCCCUCGCUCGUCGACGUGUUUUCCAUCCAAGAAUUUUCUAUGCUCUUUCUGGCCUGCCUCCACCACCUAAACCAAAUGAUCAUGAAGACGAUGAUGAUGAAGAUGAAGAUGAGAAAAGCUGGGAUGAACUGCCGACUCAAGAAAGAGAAGAGCUGCAGACAUUAUAUGACAAGAUGGUAAGUAAAGAAAAAGUCGCCAAGGUAUAUGCCAAAGUGGCCGCAGGGGUGGCAGACGGCGAAACCCUUCCUGAAUACAACUGCAAGUUGUUAAGAUGUAUUGAGCGACUUCAUGACCAGAUUGCAAACAAAUCCAAUCGAAUGUCAUUCUCUUAUUACCUCAUAGCUUCAAGUAACUAUGCAGCCACCGAAGGAUCAUCUUCAGACCCUGGGUGGUGCCGCGAAUUCACUUCACACAAUGACAUGGCCGACUAUGUCACAACUAAGGCCAAUUUUCCAACAAUUUUCGCUGCUCAUAUCCAGGGUCUCUCGGUCAAUGAGGUCGUGGCAAAACAGACUGGGAAGAAGAAUCUCGUCAGGGCUAAGGAACCUUCGCCAAGUGAUGUUCUCAAAGGACAACUAUCACACCGCUUGCGUCUUGAGAUGAAAACAGCACUGAAGAUGGACGUCCAAGGAUUUCCUUGCGGACCCGACCCUGUCAAGCGUGCAGAGGAUAAGUUCUCAUUACGAGUGAUUCAACUCCCCGGUUCAGCACUAUCAACUGAAGUCUUGGCAUUGGGCUUUGACAAAAUGAAGACUUCCCAGCGACGUCUCUGGUUGGACGAUGUGAAUGCAGGCUUUUUCAAACUUGAGAAGAUAUCGGAUGGUACCGAGAACAAUCAAUCAGAACCAUCACAGCCCGCUGAUGAUGGUGUCAAUGGUGACCUCUUGGCUGAUGUUGAUGACACGUUUGUUGACAAUGUUGAAGAGUGGGGUGGAUUAGAGUGGGCUGGAUUUGUCGACUCAUAG